Molecule: messenger RNA, 4754 nt
Organism: Nezara viridula (southern green stink bug)
Lineage: Eukaryota; Metazoa; Arthropoda; Insecta; Hemiptera; Pentatomidae
Source: the annotation of a GenBank genome assembly
GAAGUUUGCGCAUUUCAUGGAAGCGUGAUUUAGGUAAUUUGUUGUAAGUGGGUAUUUCAUCGAGGAAAAUAAAUACUUCUGUAGGUACUACUGUACAAGUAUUGCUGCACUUUGACGGGUGGGCCAAGAUAUCACGACCUCCCUAUUAAUGGAAUUCCGAGAAUAAUCGAGUGUUGACAAGGCGUUCACAGUAUAACAUCAUUUAAAAUGCUUUCGACUUCCAUAUGCUUGCAAGAUACAAACAAAUCCCAAACAGGUCAUUUUCAGUUUAGGUCGGGGUUUAACAAAAUGUUUGUUCACCUCCAUCCACUUUCAUACACACUCGAUGAUUCGCGAAAUUCUAUUUAUAGUUUGAUAAGAACUCGUUCACUACCCAUCAAAGAGAAAGUAACACUUGUACUGUCUUUCUGUUAAGAUGCUUAGCAUUUUUAUCAGUUUUUAAUUGGUUCAAUUAAGGACAUUAAUUUCUAUACAUUGAAUUGCGACCGACCUCUUUGGAAUUUAGUAACUGCCACUUCUACUAGGUCUCCUUUGUUUUGUUUAUCACCAAAGUAACCGAUUCCAAUGAAUUACUUGAAAGCUUUAUUUGAACCCCGCAACCGUUCACUUGUGACAGCUCCUUUUAAACACUUUUCAACCUCUGAUUCUUCUGGUUUUUGUCAUGUACCUGAAGAGUCUGUUUUUAUCUUGAAGUUACCGAAAGGGCAUGCUGAAGUAAAGUAUUGUAAAGAAAAUGGUGUACUGAAUCUAAUGCAUACCAAUGUUCCAGAGAGUUAUAAAGGUCAAGGCAUUGGAAAGCGAUUAGCUAAGGAUGUUUUGGAGUACUGCUUAGAAAAUAACAUCAAAGUUAAAUUGACUUGUGAUUUCCUAGUAGAGUUCAGUAAAAAGAAUCAACAAUUCAAUAAUAUUAUUAUUCCCCACAAUUGAACUGCAAAGAUGGAGGUGAUGGCCGUACAUUAUUUAUUUCGUCGGCGUUUGUACGGUAGUGUUUUAACAGUUAGAAGCUCAUCCGUAGACCCACAGGUGACACUCGUUGAAGGGAUAGCUCUCGUCAAGCUCAAUAGGGUUUCAGAAGCUCUGGCAUUGCUUGAGCCGUUGCUGAACCAGCUAAGCGCCGUCAGGGCCACACUUCUUCUUAUGCUAUUUGCCCAUAAUAGUUGUCAAGUAGUGGAUCGUGAAGCAGUGGAAAGGAUUGAGGCUCGUCUGAAACAAGAGCAGAGUCGCACUAACAUGAAUGAUCCAUUACUUGAGGCGCUUGUACACUACCUUUGUGGUGAGGAAGAACUCGCUCAGCAUGAGGUAGAGCAGUUCUUACAGGCCAAUCAAAAGUCUUCACGAGGGUUGGCGCUGCUUGGUUGGCUUGAGCUUAAUGCCAAGAAGACUAGAACAGCCCUCAGGCAUUUCCAGCAAGCUGUACAGAUGGAUAAGGAGAAUGGUGAUGCACUAAUGGGAGAGGUAAAAUCUCUUGGGACAUCGGAAGCUCUAUCCAAGGUGAACACACUCGUGGUCAGGUAUCCAAAGUGUGUCAUUCCUCUCAUGGAGAAGAUGCAACUACAGCUUGAAGAAAAGAUGUGGCAAGAGAUGACGGACACAUCUGUGAGGGCGAUGGGCCUUGAGCAGCACAAUAUACUAGCGCUGGAGUUUACAGUGCUUAAAAGUGUAAUAGAAGGGAAAUAUGAAGAAAGCAUUCCAAUUUUGCGAAAACUUCGAUUGGAGAUAGAGAAUCAAGAACCUAAAGCAUGGUGGCUCUAUAUGGAAAUAUUUUCUAUGGUAUCCAGAUGUUGCGGCAGAAACCAAGAGAUCCUUAAUGUGCUGGAGGAUUAUGUGGAAGCGGCUUUGAAAUGGGGUGCUACAGAAGGUUUAUUGUAUUCUGAAGCUUCUCGCCUGUUACUAAUGUGUGGCAAGAAAAGAGAAGCCGAGUCGUCGGCAAACAAUGCUUGUAAGCUGGAGCCAUCUGCUUCCCUCCAUCUUGCUCGUCUAACUGCAGCGCAUCUCGCUAUAGCAGGCCUAAAUCAGCAAACGAGACAGGAGAUUGAAUUCUUGCAAGUUGUUGGAGGGCAGGAUAGAAUUGAACCUGAGCUUUGCCUCCUGUUGGCAAUGGUAUCUUCCUCUGAAGAGGACGCGCUGGAGCUUCUCGAUGGGGCAGUAGCCGCCUUGCAAGCUAAAUCUUCUCUUCACAAAUUUGGACCUAGUCACCUCAUCGCUCUGGAUCCUGACCUGUUGGUCCAGAUAGCCAUGGCCUAUCCUGAUACUGAGAUCGGCAUCAAAAGAAGAGCAAGGACUUUGACACUUGUUAGAGAAGUGUGUCCUGGGCUGAUGGAAGCUCGCUUAGAUCUCGUACGCUGCCAUCUUAGACUUCGGUCAUUUAAUGAGGCUGCAUCUGCCCUAGAAGGCGUUCAGCAUCCAUCAGUUGCGUUACUUGCUGCAGAGAUUCACCUUCAGUUAGGUGAGACAGAGAAGGCCGCUUCUCGACUCGAGUUGGGAUUGAGCGAGAAUUUAUCUUUGAAGGAGAUGCCCGGUUUCCACUUUAUAAGUGGCCUCAUUGCUAUGGCUCGUAAUGAUUACAUUUCAGCUAUUGGAUGUAUGAAGCAAGCUCUUGUUUUGAAUAAGGGAACGCAUAAACUAAGUGAUAAAGAAUUGGGUAUGGUUUACACCGAGCUUUCCUCUGCUUAUAUGAAACAGGGUGAAACAGAUAAAGCUGAAGCUGCUCUUCAUGAAGCACAUGAACUGUUAAAAAAUACAGAUGAAGAAGGUAAGCUAAAAAUCCAAAAGGCACAUUUAUUAGCUGUGCAGGGAAGUGCAAGAGCUGCUAUACAGGAACUGUCUCAUACUUCUCCUGGCCACCCCUACUUUGUCCAGAAUGAGAUGAAGAAAGCUGAAAUAUAUUUAAAAUUUUUGAAAGAUGAGCGUGGUUAUAGAGAUUGUUAUCAAAGAUUAGUCGAUUCCGAUCCCACUCCAGAGAACUUAGUCCUUCUGGGGGAUGCUUACCUAGCUAUUCAGGAACCUGAUUUGGCUAUUAAAAGCUAUGAGAAAGCGAUGCAAAAUCUGACUGAAAAUGCCAAAUUGAUGUGCAAGCUGGCCAGGGUUCUGGUCAAAUGUCAUCAGUAUAACAAAGCCAUCAAGUCCUACAGGAGUGCUGAGCUACUCCUUCGUCUUGGGCAACUCGACCAAGCCUCGGAGGUAGCUCAAGAACUGCCGACAACCAAGAGAGCUCUUCUUCAAGCAAAAGUUGAGGAAAAGAAGGGUAAAGUUGACAAAGCACUCAAGACUCUUGUUGAUGCACAAGCAGAAUUACUCAGGGAAAACGAAUGUGAUAUAGGGCAGUUGUUUCAUCAGAUGGGAAGCUACGCUACUUCAACUGCAGAUUAUCAAGCUGGGAUCGACUACUUCAAGAAGUCAUUGGCGUACAGGCCAGGCUCAAUCCGCACUCAAGUAGCUCUUGCCAAGCUCUACAUGCAGGUUAACAGGCGCAGUGCUUGCAUAGAGCAGUCAUGGCCAUACAUCGAAGCUGCAAGAAGUGUUUCCCCGAACCAUCCAGCCCUCCAUUACUGCACAGGACUAUACUACCUUUACUGCGGCGAAAAGCAGAAGGGACUCGAGGAGUUGAACAUGGCUCGUGGUGAUGUCGAGUGGGGCCGUCAGGCAACGCAUGACAUGGUUGAAGCUUACCUGGCGAGUGGGCAAGCUGUGGCUGCUGAGCGGCUCCUUGCAGAUAUUGAACCUAGCAGUCCUGACGAGGAAGGGCGCUUACUUCUUUUGUCAUCAUUGGUGCGCCUCGCUCUGCAAGAUAGGACCGAGAUAGACCGUGCCAUUUCUGAUCUCACUCAUUUGGCUACUCUAGAGCAAUACAGAGUGGGUGCCACACUUGGGCUCGGCCAGUGCUAUUUUGGCCAGAAGCAGUAUAACAGAGCAAAGGUCCUUUUGAAGCAAGUUGCCAGGACACCUUGGACAAUGGAAGAGGCUGAAUACCUAGAAAGGCUGUGGCUCUUAUUGGCUGAACUGCACAUUACCAACGGAAACAGUGACCUUGCUUCGGAACUCUUAAACAAAGUUCUUUUGCACAAUCAGUCCUCGGCCAAGGCCUACGAGCUGUUGGGGUUGGUAGCAGAGAAAGAACAAAAGUACCAGGAAGCCAGCUUAAACUACAAGCGAGCGUGGGAUCUGAGUAACGGAUCCGAUCCUGCCCUUGGCUACAAACUCAGUUACAAUUUGCUCAAGAACAAGCAGUUUGCCGAGUCAGUAGCCAUCUGCCAAAAGGUUUUGGCUUCCAGUCCGGAGUAUCCCAAAAUAAAGAAGGAAAUUUUAGAGAAGGCUUUGAAGAAGCUGCGAAUUUGAAGUCCUCAUUCAUUUGUUUCAAAACUUUAUAUUUUAAUGUAAAGAUGAGAGAUUUUAUUCUGUUUUAGAAUAUGAUAUGUUAUCUGAUUCUGUUUGUUAUAUCAAUAGAUAUAUAGAUAGAACUGUCUUAGAUCAAGUUUAGCGUAUAUUAGAGAAAUAGUGUCUAGUGUUGAUAAUUCUGUUCCUUUGUUAAACAGUAUUUUGUUAUGCUAGUGAUUGAUUCAUUUUUUCUAAUUUGUCUCUCAAAUUUGCUUAACACAAAAAUUUAGUGUUAAUAAACUAAGUAUUAAAAUAGGAUGCCUAUUUAUAAUGUUAUGAUUUUUUUUAGUCUGUGAUGUUCAACUUAUCCGUCCAAUUCAUUGUUAUGAUAAUAUUUUAGUUUUUAAUGCUAUAUUUUUUAAUACAAAUUAUUAAACAAA